AUGAUGUGAGCAAGUUUUCGUCGGCUGUAGCCCCGUCUGCCUGUGCGGACCAACGAUUAAACUUGCUCACUGCAUUGCAGGGAGUCGGCUGUAGCUGCGAAUACGAUGACACAUGAUGAAAGCCUUGCGCCUUGCGUAAAUAACCUUGCUUACAAGAAGAGACGAACCCGGGUUGUGUAUUUGGUAACAUGAUAUAUCAACGUGACACUGCAGCCCAGUUUUGCGACAGGCUAGGCUUUGGGCGUCCUUACACGCCAAACACUAUACCUGCGAUGUUUUGGUUGUUAACAGCUGCCGCUGCUUCAGUAGCAGCCUUGGCUUACGCCGUUGAAUUGCUCUUCUAUCCUCUGCCUCAUGUCAGGGGCAUACCGACGGUACCCUUCUGGGUCGCGUUGUUGCCGCUUGUCAAGGAUAUCGACCAAAUGGAUGUCUUCAAAGCAUACAUAGAAGGGCCCUUGAGGAAAUACGGGGCUGUUAAAAUAUUCUUUGCGUCUCAGUGGAAUAUUAUCAUUCAUCAUCCAAGAUAUCUUGCGGAGGUACUCAAGCACACCAACAUCUAUGAGAAGAGCGGCAACGAUGAGAAAAUUCCGCAUAGCGUGCUUGCCUCUCUGUUAGGAAACAAUAUUAUUUCUGGCAGGGGAGAUACAUGGAAGACCUACCAGCGCAUCAUAAAGCCAGGACUGCAAGCCAGGCAAGAUCUUGGUCGUCUUCAAGAAAAUGCUACUAAGCUGCGCAACAUGAUACUUGCCCAGCUUGAAGAGUCUGGCGGUGCAAAGCUCCAUUCAAUCAUCCAGAAACACACUAUCAAUAACUUUACAGCUAUCUUCUAUAACACUGAUACCAAGACAUCUGGAGUGCCUUUAGAUCAGAUGCAAACGCAAUUGAAGCGUGAAAUAUUCAAGCCUCUCUUCAUGAGUUUCCCUGUCCUUGACAGACUUGGGUUAUCAAGUCGAGAAAAUGCGCGUCGGCUUGCAUCGCAAUUCACAGACACCUUGAUAUCCUUGCUACGCACCGGCCCUGGUACGAGACUGACUCAAGACCUUUUGGAAGCAAGAGGCAAUGGCACUUUGACAGAGAAACAAUUUCGAGAUAAUGUUACAGUGCUGUUUGUAGCAGGACAGGAGAAUCCGCAGCUUGCCACGAUAUCCACGCUAUAUCUGCUCGCCAAGCACCCAGACAUACAACAGCAGCUGUACAAAGAAAUCGUAAACAACGACACGUUAAAUGGAGGAACGGAGAUUACAGAAGAAACUCUCCAAGCAAUGCCCUUGCUCACGGCGGUCGUAUUAGAGAGUAUCCGCCUCUUUCCCCCCAUCGGCCAGCUCAUUAACCGAAGGACAACGACAUCAGUAUGUCUCGGGGGUGACAUCUUUAUCCCUAAGGGUACAUAUAUCGGAUACAACUGCGUCUCGACAAAUCGCGACCUAGAGGCGUGGGGUGCUAAUGCAAACGACUUUGUUCCAAGCAGAUGGGGGCUUUCGUCAGAGGAGAUACGUCGAGAGUACAGGCAGCGCAAGGCGCGCGCAGAAUUCUUGUCGUUUCAUGGAGGACAAAGAGCUUGUCUUGGAGAAAAGUUUGCCUUGUCGCAGCUCAAGAUUACGCUCUGUGUGCUGGUGCGCAGUGUGCAGUGGGCGCUUGAUCCAGCUUGGCCAGAGAGGAUGACGCCGGCUGGACCCCUUUGUCCAAGCAAUUUGCAGUUGAAGUUUACAGCGCGGGCCUCAGGUAGUUAAGUCUAAUAUAUGCGAACGCUUGCAAUUUAUAACAUAAAAUUUUAAUAAGACAAACUUUUAUCAAACAAAUUUGUAUUAG
Molecule: messenger RNA, 1809 nt
Organism: [Torrubiella] hemipterigena
Lineage: Eukaryota; Fungi; Ascomycota; Sordariomycetes; Hypocreales; Clavicipitaceae
Source: the annotation of a GenBank genome assembly